GACGAGCUACACCUGUUGGACAGCGAUGUCGGGCCGACGCUCGAGGCAGUCGUCAGCCGCAUGCGCUACAUCUCCGUGCAGGUGCAGCUGCCCAUCCGUAUUGUGGCCUUGGCCGCCUCAUUGGCCAACGCGAAGGAUGUGGGUGAGUGGAUUGGCGCCGGAAGCAGUGGCCUCUUCAACUUCUCGCCCAAC
Messenger RNA from Symbiodinium pilosum, 192 nucleotides. NCBI's taxonomy places the organism in Eukaryota, Dinophyceae, Suessiales, Symbiodiniaceae. The record is from the annotation of a GenBank genome assembly.